Molossus molossus (Pallas's mastiff bat) is the source of this 599-nucleotide messenger RNA. RefSeq names its product peroxiredoxin-4. The transcript has 2 exons. The record is from RefSeq and is a predicted model, not a curated record. Gene Ontology annotation, biological process: cell redox homeostasis; response to oxidative stress; cellular response to stress. The coding region runs from base 1 to 597 and encodes 198 amino acids. Gene Ontology annotation, cellular component: endoplasmic reticulum; cytosol. NCBI's taxonomy places the organism in Eukaryota, Metazoa, Chordata, Mammalia, Chiroptera, Molossidae. Gene Ontology annotation, molecular function: thioredoxin peroxidase activity.
AUGAACUCUGGCAAAGCCAAGAUUUCCAAGCCAGCACCUUAUUGGGAAGGGACCGCUGUGAUAAAUGGAGAAUUUAAGGAGCUCAAGUUAAGUGAUUACAAUGGAAAAUACCUGGUUUUCUUCUUCUAUCCACUUGAUUUCACUUUUGUGUGUCCAACGGAAAUUAUCGCCUUCGGUGACAGAAUGGAAGAAUUCAGAUCUGUAAACACCGAAGUGGUGGCGUGCUCUGUCGAUUCACAGUUUACCCACUUGGCCUGGAUCAACACCCCUCGAAGACAAGGAGGACUUGGGCCAAUAAAGAUUCCACUUCUUUCCGAUCUGACCCAUCAGAUCGCAAAGGACUAUGGCGUGUAUCUGGAAGACUCCGGCCACACUCUUAGAGGCCUCUUCAUUAUUGAUGGCAAAGGGAUCCUGAGACAGAUUACUCUGAAUGACCUUCCUGUGGGGAGAUCCGUGGAUGAGACACUGCGUCUGGUUCAAGCAUUCCAGUACACCGAUAAACAUGGCGAAGUGUGCCCUGCUGGCUGGAAACCUGGUAGUGAAACAAUAAUCCCAGAUCCAGCUGGGAAACUGAAGUAUUUCGACAAACUGAACUGAAG